CAGUCUUCCCCGGUACACAUUCUGAGGAGAAGGGCUGGACAUAUAUGUGGACAAAAAACUCUAAAUAUUCUAGAGGUGUCCGAUCAUUUAAAAAAUACAUUGGAUGAUAUAAUCACUGGGAAGGAGAGAUCCUGAAUUUCAAAUUUAAAGUUCUUGGCUGAGAGUUACCAUGUGUUGGCUGCGGAGUUUGUCCGCUGUGACUUUCUGUCUGCAGGUUUUGCUGACCACCGGUCAAGACUGGUGUCCACAUGAAAAUCCAUCUCUAACACUAUGGUCUGACACGAUCGGCACGUGGGGAGGUCAGGUGUUUGACCAGUAUUCGAAUGUGUCUGUGACAGGCAACGUGCUAUUGGACAUGGACAUAGAGGUAUUCAGUAUCACUGUAGAGAGUGGGGCCUCCCUGGUUUGGAGUCCCGCGGCCGAGCCCAGAGUCCGGGUACAUUAUAUACUCGUGUACGGCUCAUUGAUCAUAGGCUCCGAGGACUGCCCAUUCACUAACUACACACUUAUCUCGUUUGUGGGGUCCCCAGGGAUGUACUCCAUACCCGAUUUUGAUGAGAAGUUUCUGGGCGUGGCGGCCGGAGGGACAUUAGAGGUUCAUGGAGAGCCCAGAAUUGGCUGGACUAAACUGGACAAAACCGUUGAAAAAUGCGCACAUGGGGAUUGCCUCUUUUUUGAACAGAUAAAUGACCUGUCAAAGACAGAUAUCGUUAAGUUCCAGCCUGGCCUUGUUAUCACGGUACUUGAUCCGAACACAGGACUUCCGGAUAAGUACACUUUUAUCCGACUAGACUCAAACAAACAGAGUAAAGUCACAUCACAGGUCAACCUUCUAAAGACUUUCCUGAACAAUGUGCCAGAUGGAAAAAUAGUUGCAAUGGAGGCACAGCGAUACGUACCAAAUACUGACACAUCAUUGAUGGAAACAGCUGGAUUGUUCGACUUCCUAGAAGAGAUCGUGGAUUUAAGUGUCACAAACCAAAUGGCCAUUCGUAACAUAGAAAAAUAUGAUGCGUAUUCACUACUGUUUGUCAAAGGUAACAGUAGUUGUAAGCAGGAGACACUAAUCAAAACAGAUGCAGUUCCAAAGGCCUUAGAUGCUGUGAGUACCAUGACUGAAAACGGUAUCUUUUUCAAGGCCCACAGCCAUGUUGAUGGCACCGAUAUUAAACAAAGUUAUGUAAAUGUGAUAUCAGCAAGCAGCAACAGUUCGGAGUUUAUCAUCGACCUACUGGAUGAUGUUUCACUGUGGAGAGAAGGGGAUGUCGUGCUCAUCGCCUCUACUGAUUACGAUUGGACACAGGUGGAAUUGGCCGACGUAGUAGAUUGUCCGUCUUGUCUUCCAAACCAAAUCAAAGUGCAGAUGAUUCCUAAGUACACACACUAUGGGGAGGUUUACAUGAACACAGACAUGCGGGCAGAAGUAGCUCUCCUCUCCAGAAAUAUUGUCUUUGAAGGAACAGACAUUGAAGGCGGUGAUGAUGACACAUUUGGAGGUCACAUGAAGUUCCUGAAGGACUUUGAGAGUAUACACAUUGAGGGAGCUGAAUUCUUUGAUAUGGGUCAAAAGAAUUUCCUGGGUCGUUAUCCCAUAAAUUUCUAUAUGUGUGAGGAUGUGGACACAGGACCAAAUCCACCAUACAUCCGCUCCAAUUCAAUCCACGACACCUAUUUUCGCUGUAUAGCAAUCCGUGGCACAAGUGGCGUACUGGUUGAGGACAAUGUAUGUUAUGAUUGUUUUGGACACGGUUACUUCCUCGAGGAUGGCAGCGAAAAGAGGACAGUGUUCGAUGGUAAUCUCGGACUGGGCCAACGUUCAACAAACCUUAUUCCAACAGAUUCAAAUCCUGUCGCUUUUUUCAUCACGAAUCCACAGACAUAUCUCCGUAACAAUGUGGCUGCAGGAGGAUGGAGAGCUGGAUUCUGGUUUGUGUUUCCCAAAGAGCCUAUUGGAGAUUCAACAGGACUGGGCUUCAUGGCUCUUGACGAGGCAAAACACACUGCUAUUUACGAGUUCUAUAACAAUGUAGCGCAUUCGUAUAACCAAGCUGGUCUUCUCAUUGAUCUUUUACUAAAACCAGACGGGAAAACAUCUGGCAACAACUUCUAUGAACCUUUGAAGGACCCUUUGAAUCCAAGAUCCGCUGAUAAGGAGGUGAAAAUAGAGCGAUACACUGCUUAUAAAAACCGGUUAUGGAAUGCUUACAUUAGUGGCGGUUACAUCACAUUGGAAGAGUGCUCGUUUUCUGAUUCAUCCCAAAGUGUAUAUUUUGAAAGGGGAUCCUACCAAUGGAAGUCGGUAAUCAGAAGUGUGUUCCUCGGGGAGACACCAAACAGCGGGGAACCAUCCCCGGGCUACAAUCGGUCUCGCCCUCAAACUAGUGAUCUGGAAUCUAUUGUCCAAGGAUUUGUAUUAAAUGAAGGCCCCAUAAAACUUCUGGAGUCCUGGUUUGGUGAUUUUGACGAUAAUGCCAAUUACAAGUCGAUGGGAAUAGGUUUCCAGCCUAACGACGGUGGUGACAUAUCACCAAGGAGUAGCGUGGAGGAGGUUCUUUUUGGAUACGAUGACCCGACUAACCUGAGAGUGUUUGAUGGGAAUGCUACUACACCUGGAUUUACAGACACUGCCACUGACCUCGUGUCUGCCUUCGUUGACAAAGAUGGCACGCUGACCUCAAAGGCUGGGCAUACACUGGUCAAGCCCCUCCCGUUCCACCUCAGUGAAUCCUGCAUCAACAAUGACCGUUGGGGCCUUGCAGUCUGUCCACAAAGCUAUGGUCAGCUGUCUGUAAGUUAUUCAGGCAACGCUGUAGCCACGAUGACAAGAGACGAUGACCCAUCGCUGUCUCACACUUCCAGCAACUUGGCACGAUUCCUCGUCAUGAAAGGCUUUGUAACAAGCUACAUCCUCCAUUUUGAUACUGCGAUCCCAAACACCUUUACCAUCAAAGCUAAUGCAAUAGACAAGGUCGGUGGUGUGAGGAUUGGUGUUUGUAUACCAAGGAAUGCCAAAUUUCAACUGAAGAUAAACAAACCAAAGAAAGCUACGAAGCUCAAAAAGUGGACAAGCGUAUCAACACUACAGGAUGUAGAUGAUGACACCACUGGUGCCAAAUAUUUCCUUGACACCAGUGUAGGGAUUGUUUUCUUCAAACUGUUCCACUCGGCCACCUUGAAUGAGAAUAACGAGAAUGACUGUCCCAAGGGCGUUUGUACUACUGUUGUUGUCAAGAUCAAGUCAGGGGACAAAUCGGAAUCGGACUGCACCCAGCGGGCCUAUGCUGUUUACAACCGUACUGUAACCUUUCCACCAGCGGACAUCAAUACUUUCCCGGACUUCCCCACGGACAUGCCAACCCCACCUGAGGUAUGGGGAGCUGGUCCUACCAGGCAUGGGAUGUUUGACGACAUGACUGACUCCUUUGACUAAAGCUUAAGGAAGAGGCAGGACUGAGUUCCAACUGUCAUAUCACUCAAACUCAAAUAUUUAGCUCUGUACAUUUGUUAUAAAAUGUUUGCCUUCAG
Messenger RNA from Pecten maximus, 3525 nucleotides. RefSeq names its product cell surface hyaluronidase-like. The coding region runs from base 170 to 3430 and encodes 1086 amino acids. The transcript has 24 exons. NCBI's taxonomy places the organism in Eukaryota, Metazoa, Mollusca, Bivalvia, Pectinida, Pectinidae. The record is from RefSeq and is a predicted model, not a curated record.